GUUUUUUGAACAAACGCGACGGGCGGUGUUGUAGGUUGCAGCUGACAACGUAUUUACGCGGUACACGUCUCCAGCUGAGUAUAGUGAGUUGCGAGUUAGCGACGGCAAGUCAUUGGCCGGUCAUAUUAAGUUUUUCGUUUACGUUUCAUAGUCCAUUCUGUACCUACUCACCAUCUCUGUCGGUAAUCUUGAAGCUCCGCGGUUCGGCCUGCUUGUCUCCUUAUCAUACAAUUCGUUAUCUAUUUACGUAAAUAUACCAACAUAUAUUUUGUACCUCGACGACGCUUGUUGCUUCUUACGGAGACUUAUCUACCAUUGUUUGGUGCCGGCCGGUGCUGUGGUUACUGGUUGCACACUUGCACUAUAAUACCAUACAUUUAUACCUACCAACUGCCAAGCGGCGUGUACCUAAUUGUACGGCUGCCAUACAUACACUCGUCACGCAUACGGCUCGUACCUGUUUGUCCGCAAAACAAUUAACCUGGUGGCUGGUACAACGGAACUUUUCAACUAAAACAGCGUCAAAGUAUUGUUGCUUGUUCUUUGUUAAGUAACUACAGGGAAAUGGACGAUAUCACCGAUACGAUUUUGUCGUUCAGACAGCGUAAUCUGGAGAUUGUGGUGGCGGUACCUAGAAUGACUAAGCUUAUUAAGAUCGCAAAUUAUAUGCCGUGUCGGAUUUUAAGUUGUGUUUGCCAUAGAUGGAUUUGUAAUGAGGAAAUUGAUAAACCGUCAAUGAAUUCAGUUUGCGACCAAUCUCAUUGUAACCAUAAAUUAUAUGAUCAUGUAUCACAUUUGGUACAUGCUUCAGAAAAAAUGUUAAACGCUUUGUUGAGAUUAAUAUUUGAUUUUGAAAAUAUAAAAGAUGAAAUAGAACAUCUGUCAAAAUUGCCCUCUGAUGCUGAAAGAGAUUCUUUACUAAAACAUUGUAAAGAUUACAUUUAUCAUGAAAUUAAACAUUAUAUAAGUCCUGAAUCCAUGAUUUCAAUUGAAGAUUCAAUCGAAAAACCACCGUUUGAGUCUCCAACUAUAAUUGAUGUUUUAAAGAAUUUUUGCUUGUAUGUGUUUUCGCCUAAUCUCUAUUUUUUAAAAGUUGCAUUUAAAAUCACCCAAAUAACUUCAAACAACUUUGAUAGUUGGAUAUGGGCUACUCCAGACAAGCUUCAAUCUUCCAAUAAAUUAAGAUACAAUAACAGUUAUAAAUUUUACUAUCAGAGGUACCAAGAGUAUUGUCUUACUCCCACUUCCAAUCGUCCUAUAAUAAAACCAAGUUAUACAAGCAGUAAAAUAUUUGGCCAGGAUAUUUUAAAAUACACCUUAAAGGUGUUUAGAACAUCUCUCACCAAUUGGUGUCUCAAUGAAUCAAAAAAAUGUACCUACACUAAAAGAUGCGUGUUCAAGAAAAUUGUACCACGAUUUAUGGAUUCAUUAGAACGAGAAGUGUAUGCAGUUGAUUCGCCUAUAUGGAAUCCAAAUUUUUUGAAUACUUCAUUUCCAAAAAAAGUGUUAGAUGCUUUAAACAUCAAAUUAAAUGAACUGACUCUUAGUCAAUGUUAUUCACAUGUAAUUAAUUCCAAUAUGCCAGGAAUAAUAAACGACAAUUGUUUGAAUGGUAUAUCGAAUCAGUUGUUAACAAGGGCACUCACACUUCACAGGCAAAAAUUCAGGGCGUAUGUAGCAAAGGAUAAUAUUAUGGAUACAUUUGAGUGUUUAAAUCUUAAUUUUGGUGCCAACACAUCUCUAAAGGGGUUUAUAACACACCAGAAUAAACCUGAAACUCUUGCAAAAGCCAAACAUGCAGGAAUAGAAAUGAUAGUAUUUGAUCGUUCGUCAAAUCUUACAAAAUGUGUGUUAUGCCGAAAAGAACUCAGAAAUAUGUACCAAACUCAGUUACCUAGACUUCCCGAUACAUACAUUUCAAGAUUGGAAACAGAUGAAGAAAUAAAAACGUUGGCCAUGAUGGAAGACGGUAUUCCUGUUGGAUGUAUAUAUUUCCGCACUUUCAAAUCUCAAGGAUUUACUGAAAUAGUAUUAUGUAUGUUGAAAGUGGGGUUACAUGUAAAUGGAUAUGAGUCGUUUUUAAUGAAUUAUUUGAAGGAGCUUCAAACAACUAAACUGAAUAUAUGGAAUUUACUGGUUUAUGCUAAUAAAGAAAAAUUAGCAUAUUUUAAAAAUCACGAUUUCAGUACAGAAGUAAAAAUCUCAAAGGCAAAAUAUAAUAAGUAUAUAGUUCAUUAUGAAGAUUCCAAAUUGAUGCACUGCAAUCUAAAGAAGUGAAUAAUAACUUAAUUUUUUUAAAUUAUAACAUUAUAUAGGUGAAAGAAAUAUAGUAUAAGAAGUAGAUUUAUAAUUUCAAAUUUUUUUUUUUUAUUUUAACAAAAAUAUAUUUACGCUGAUUAUAGUGAUGAAUGAUUAUAUUAUCGAUGUUUCAGUUCAAAACUUUAACAACUCAAGUUAUAAGAAAUUCGAGUUUUUACACCAUCUUAUAAUGAUUUUGGUUUAAUAACACAAUAAAAUAUAGUUAAAUUAUUGUCCAAGAGAGACCAUUUUCAAUAUUAUAAUUUACGUUUCAUUACAUAGAGAAUCAAUAUAUAAAACACAUUAUACCCAAAAAACCAAUUUUUGAGUUGUGGGGCAUUGAUGAACUGGGGCAUCGUAUGUAGAUUUAAUAGUGAUUGCUUUAAUAAGUAUUGAAAAAAAAUUAUUUUUGCUUUUCUUGUUACAAAUUAGAUAGUAGCAUAGUUUAGUAUACCUAAUAUAGUAUAUUACAGUAUAGUAUUACAGUAAAGAAUAGAUAAAUAGCAUAGUUUAGUGAAGUCUAAUAUAAUAUAUAUAAGCAAAUCAGCAUUCCAUAUUAUACAACCUUUUUUUUAUCAGUAUUAAAAAUUGAUUGAAUCUGAUAUCAUAAUUUUGUAGAAAAUAAUUAUUGACAGUUAACAACAAUACAAAACUCAUCACAUUUGUGAAAGUCUUUUCUUUCAGUAGAAGGGGCUCAUAGAAAACCAUUUAUUAAAGAGUUUCUAAAUUUGGUCUCAUAGGAAUAGUUUGGAACUUUGUUUGAGAUUGAUUGGAAUCAGAUAUUACUUAUUUGGAUGUUUUCCU
This is a messenger RNA of Myzus persicae (green peach aphid), 3102 nucleotides long. Its product is annotated as histone acetyltransferase KAT2B-like. NCBI's taxonomy places the organism in Eukaryota, Metazoa, Arthropoda, Insecta, Hemiptera, Aphididae. Gene Ontology annotation, cellular component: nucleus; histone acetyltransferase complex. Gene Ontology annotation, biological process: positive regulation of transcription by RNA polymerase II; chromatin remodeling. Bases 565 to 2277 code for a protein of 570 amino acids. The record is from RefSeq and is a predicted model, not a curated record. Gene Ontology annotation, molecular function: histone H3 acetyltransferase activity. The transcript has 14 exons.